Acipenser ruthenus (sterlet) is the source of this 4786-nucleotide messenger RNA. Its product is annotated as nuclear GTPase SLIP-GC-like. Lineage: Eukaryota; Metazoa; Chordata; Actinopteri; Acipenseriformes; Acipenseridae. The record is from RefSeq and is a predicted model, not a curated record. Gene Ontology annotation, molecular function: GTPase activity. The transcript has 20 exons. The coding region runs from base 1240 to 3999 and encodes 919 amino acids.
GUAGUGCUGGUCCUGAAGGCUGCAGGAGCGAAUAAAUAAAUGCACGUCGCAGAGGAAGCGAACGACACAGAUAUGCCAUAAUAAUAACGAACUGGCGAAGCUAUGGAGAUGGUUUGUGUAGAAUUGUGUUUCAGUUUGGGUUCGUUGCUGAUUGGUGGUUGUACUGGUAAGGUGCUUUGUAUUUUUCUUUGCCAUCAACAGUAUUUAUUUCUAAACCUUAUAUGGUUAAUUCAUUGGCUGCCUACGAGGGCUUGAGGGGAGGAGAAACUGGGAGUGAGAGAAUGAGAGUGAGACAUCUGAUUGCUUACAAGAAUUGAAAAGGGGCGAGAUUUGAGAGUUUAAGAGUGAGGCGAGAUUGAGAGGGAUGGCGAUUGAGGGCUGGAGUUUGGGGAUGGUGCUUAGUAACAGGUUAGAUAAUGACAGCAGGACGCGAUAGGGGAACGGAGAGUUUUCCCUUCUCGUCGGGUCAGGCAGCAUCCUCUGGCUGCUGGGCGACGUAGAGAGGGAGACACAAGAGGAGCAAAGAAUUAGAUAUAAACACUUUCCGCCGGGUCAGGCAGCAUCCUCUGACUGCUGGGCGACGUAAAAGUGGGAGAGAAAGAGCAAAGUUUAGACACAUAACAUACAACAAAUCUGACUCUCGCUCCCGACGGGUCAGGCAGCAUCCUCUGGCUGCUGGGCGUUUAGUAGAGCGAGAGACAGGAAGGGGACGAACAGGACAAAAGGACAGAUCCUUCGCAACUCAGUGCAGCAUCCUCAGGCAGCUAAACUGGCAGCUGGGCGGCGUGGAGAGCUUAGGAAAAGUGUCUCAGGUCCGUUUAGGAGAGACGAAAACAGAGAAACCCCCCCCCCCCCCCCUCGGUCAGGUGGAGGCACGGCCUACUGCAUGAGGGGGCUGAAAUGGUCCUGGACCUGAAAUGGAAGAGAGGAGAUGGGACAGCAAGGUUGAGGCCUGAAGGCUUAGCGCAUAAGCAGCAGAAGAAUAGGAUGUGGCCGGGGGUCCCCUCAGGCCGGCGAGGAACAGCCGGGCGGCAGUGUUGAGACGAGAGGCCGACCCGGACAGUCGGGGGAGUGAAACUCACUUCCCACCCCGAGGGAGCCCUGUGCGGACGGUGCGAUAUAGAAAGGAGCAGAGGAGGGGAGGAGGAAGAACAAAAAACAACCACAGACAAAAUUAUUCAUGACUGGUGGUUGUAUUGUGGAUGUUCUUGUAUCAGGUGUCUUUAAAAGCUAAGCAAAAUGGAGCAAAAGACGAUCAGGACAGUAGCUUUUGCAUUCCCUCAAAGCUCUUCACAUGUUCAGCCAGGAGUAUAUAAAUGUGAUGCAAAAAAAUGUGACUGUUGCACCACUUAUAUAAGGUCUAUUAAAAAUUUCACCAGCACCACAAAAAAGAAAACGCAUCAGAUCACAGAUAUGUUAACAUGUAAAACAUCAGACGUUAUCUAUGUUAUACAAUGUGCACGCCACGAAUGUAAGAAGCAGUAUGUUGGGAAGACCACAUCGGCCUUGAAAAGCAGGUUCAGCGUCCACAAACGUGCCAUCAGAUAUAAACAGAAUACAUCAGUCGCUGAGCAUUUCAACAACAACAAUCAUUGUUUGGAUGACGUCACCAUUUUUCCUAUUGAGCAAAUUUGUGAUAAAAAAGCCCUGGGUGAGCGAGAGAUGUUUUGGAUCCGUGAGCUUGGCACAGAGUAUCCUGGUGGGCUCAACCUGGAUGUACCCAUGGAGGAAGGAAAAAAGAGAAAACAUGCAGGUGAUUUUGCUCCUCCCAAUAAAAAGCAAAAGGUGUACUAUGAAGCUGAAGAAUCUAUGAACCAUUGUUAUGAAAUGGAGGAAGAAGCCAGGAAUAUUAUAUCUCAAGUGUGUGAAAAACUUCAAAACGUGCGCUACAGUGAUAUGAAAGAUAGGGAAGAUGUGGAAUUCCUGAAUAAACUAAUAAAGGAGACGUCGAAUUUGAAAGACAAAAAUCUGAAAAACAAAAUUUACAUUGGAGUGUUUGGAAAGACAGGGGCUGGAAAGAGUUCCUUAAUAAAUGCACUUGUGAAUGAAAGAGAUCUUCUGCCUGCAUCAACAUCUGGUGCUUGUACUGCCUGCUUUAUUGAAGUUCAGGCUCAUGAUAAGGCAAUGUACAAAGCAGAGAUUGAUUUUAUCACCAAAGAGGACUGGAAGCAAGAAUUACUGUGUCUAGUGGAAAAUUGUCAGAAAAAUGCAGAAGAUGGGGAGUACGAAGAUGAGGAUUCUGAAGAUGAUGAAUAUGAAAUGGCAAAAGCAAAAAUAAAAGCAGUUUAUGGGGAAAUAGGGUUAACGCAAACUUAUGAUGAACUGCAGCGAUCAGCAGUAGAUAUCCCAAACACACACAAGAAAACGGUGACUUCAUAUUCUGCGUGUGAUCUUUCAAGUCAGAUAAGUGGCUAUAUAAGGAGUGACACUGAAUCACAACAGUACUGGCCCCUAGUGAAAAAGGUGACUGUGUAUGUGCCAGGAUCUUCGGUUCUUCUGGAUCGGAUAGUGCUGGUUGACCUCCCUGGAGCUGGAGAUGCCAAUAAGUGCAGAGAUCAAAUGUGGAAAGAGUACCUAGGCAAAUGCUCGUCUGUGUGGAUUGUUAACGAUAUCACCCGGGCAAUCAGUGACAAGACAGCAAUGGAAAUCCAGAACACAACUAUAAGAAAUGUAGCUGGUGGUGGAGAGUGCCAUAAUAUUACCUACAUUUGCACCAAAUCAGAUAAUAUAGACCCACACCACUUGAAAAGGCAAUAUAACCUGACAGAUGAAGAACUUGGAAUAACAAUCUCCAACGAUAAGAAAGUAAAGAAUAAGUGCAUACUAUUCAGAAAUAACAAGGUUAAAGAACUUGUGAAGAAAAACUUCAAUGAAAAAGUAAAGAAAAAGCUCCUUGGUACUGAUGUGAACAGCACUGAGUUUUUUAAGGUAUUCACAGUCAGUUCUGCAGACUUUUGGAAUAAUGAAGAAAAAAAAGAACAUAUCCUCGAUCGUGAUGAAACUGAAUUGCCAGCACUUAAAGAACAUAUCAAGGAUCUAUAUGUCAGCCACUCUCAGAAAGCAGUAAAAGACUACGUAUCUCAAGUCUCUGGGAUUGUUUCUUUUCUUCACAUUCCAAAGGAAAACACAAGCACUCAGACUGAAGACUUGAAGGAUAAACUAUUCUCAGAACUGAAACAGAAAUUUGAGACUAGACUUCAAGAUCUGGCCAAAUUUUUCGACGGUGUUUACACAAAAAUGACGAACAACUUGGAUGAAGGUGUGAAGAACGCUGAGAAACAAUGCCUCAUAAAUGCUCUCAAAGUCCUUAAGCCUAAAAAGACAAAAUAUAGUGGAUACCAUAAGACACUUAAGGCUUUAUGUAGGUGUUCCGGAUACUACAGAUCCCGUGAUGGUAAAAUUGUAGAUUUGAACUAUGCUUUAGUCUUACCCAUGUAUGCUGCUAUGGAUAACAGUUUCGUCAGCUGUUUUCGGUUGAAUCAAAACUCAAGGAGCUCAAUUAAGGGAGCCUUUGAUCUUCUUCAAAAUGAUUUGAUUAUAAUUGACAAGAGAAAACAUGCUGCCGUCGAGCUGCGUCUGACGUACAUCAAAACAGAGCUCAGAAUACUAAUAGCUGACUUGGAGACAGAAGUCAUUGCAAGAAAGAAAAACAUCUACAAUUCUAUUACCCAGUCUGUCCAGGAUACCAUGGACCCAGCUUAUAAAGAUGGAGCAGUGAUAACUGGAAGUGAAUUAGUUACCAGAAUUCAAAGCAGGCUUGAAGAACAUGUAGAAUCAUAUAAACUGUCCAUGUUCAGGGAAGCAAAGAAAAGAGUGAUGUUCCAGUUCAAGCAACUGAAGGACUAUGUGAUUCAUACUUUGAAGAAAGAAAUGGGCAUGUCAAUGAAACUGGCACUGACUCAGUUUCCCACAGAUGUCACUUUCCCAGAUGUUGAAGAUGAACUCAAGAAGAUGAAGGGAAUUUGUAAAGCUUUGGAGCUAGACGUAUUUCAAGAUUAAAAACAUUCCACCAUGUGUUUGAACAAACAAACUUGCAGGGGUUGUUCAGUCAAAAACGACAGAUGAAGCGCUUACUGAAUACUAAUGAAAGUUUUGAUUUACCAAACUCUAAAUUAGCAAGAUGUCCUGAAAAAAAGAGAAAGCUGCCUGACGAGACUAUAAAAGGAAAAUUGCAAACAAAAAAUAAGAUGGAUUAUGAACUACUUUGCUUCUGUGUAGUACUAAACUGAUUCUACUUUUAAUCUUUUUUAUAAUGACGAGAGCAGUGGUGAUUUAAAAUGACAUUUAGCAACUGGUUAUGGGAUUUUUAAAAGUUUUAUGUUGUCUAUAUAAUAAUGGUUAAAGUAGUAUUUUCUAGAAGAUAAAUGAUCAGGGAACAGGGAGAAAAGAAUAAUCAGAAACUGAUUUUUAAAAAAUUACAGCAUAGCUUGCAAAAAUAUAGCAAUAGAAUUAAGAGAAAUGUUGUGUGAGCUAUGUGACUAUUUUAGAUGGGUCCAGCUGGUGAUUUGUGGCCCCUUAAAUGUGUGGUAAAGGGUGCUGAGUAUAUGAUGUUGUUUUUAAUUAUUUGUCUUUUAGUGAUCUGAUAUAAAAUUGCAUCCUGUUUUUAUUAUAAAAAUGUGCUUGAUAAUGACUGACUGCUAAUUAUUUUAAUCUACAAUAUUUACAUUUGUAUUAGCAGUUUAUUUUUGCCUCAUCAAAUGCUUGAUUUCUUUUAACAGCAUUAUUAUACUUUCCCUUAUUAAAUCUUCUUUAUAUAACCAAAACAUAAUAAAAUUAAUCUGUAAAA